Lolium rigidum is the source of this 1086-nucleotide messenger RNA. RefSeq lists its product as uncharacterized. NCBI's taxonomy places the organism in Eukaryota, Viridiplantae, Streptophyta, Magnoliopsida, Poales, Poaceae. The coding region runs from base 1 to 1086 and encodes 361 amino acids. The transcript is spliced from 3 exons. The record is from RefSeq and is a predicted model, not a curated record.
AUGGAGGGGGAGGGGAGGUCUGGGAAGCUCAUGGCCAUGGCGCAGCAGUCUGGGGUUCGUUCUUUCCAAGGAGGCGCAGCAGUCAGGAGGAAUCCCAGCGGCGCAGGUGAAGAAUCUGCCAAGGUGGGCAGCGGCAAAUCAGCUGAGAAGACGGCCGAGGAGGCGGAGAUGGCUGACGAAGCGGAGACAUUUGCUGCCCAUCCGCGUCUCAGUUCAAUGCAGUUCACACACUACACGCCUGGACGCAUGCCACGCAGCAGCUUCUGUUCCACCCCGGAAACCUUGCAGAUCUUCUCCAUCAAACUCACAAGACUUGAUUGCGGACUUGAGUUUCCAUUGUGUGUGUAUGGUGUGGUUGCCAUACGAGACAUGGUAGAUCGCAACCGAAACAUUCUCUUCUCUCGGGAUAUCAGCGAGGCCCAGGAACUUAAACAGAGUGAUCCCUUUCUGCACUUGAUUGGUCCGUCCCGCGCAAUCCUGUUUACGCAUCACGUUGGCAUCGAAAUCCAACUAAGAGUAGCAGGCACGGCAGGAUCUCAAGAUAGGGCGUUAAUCAGUUAUGCGCGCCGUUACAGCGGAGGAUACGGUCCCGGCGUUACUAGCCUUUGCUUCAAGAACAUCUUGUGCACGCUAGAGUUGCGCUCGCAGCCAGUAAAACGAACGGUCCAGGCCACUAUCUUGGGUGUCCAAGUUACCAUGGACGAUGGGUCAUGGCCUUUAAAAUAUGGCGGCCUAGUUGCUUGCUCCCCACUAUCAGAGAAAAUUGUGGUCACUGAUGAUGGUGUAAUCACUCGUAACAUUGAUCCUCCAUCCAGCCAGAUCGUGCUGCUUGAUUCGAUGGAUAAAUCAAUACUGAAAGGCGAUGAUGGUUAUGUACAUCUGUGGAGGCAAGUUGUUUCCGUAGAACUUCGAGGAGGGCUGGACCUUGUCAUACAAGCCUACUCCAAAUCUGGUGAUAUCGCUACAGAAACUUGCGUCCGUUUCAUGACACAAGUUUGCAACAUAAGCCAGAAGAAAUGCACCCUUGGUGAUGCUGAGGUAACUUUUACUGUUGCCUGGUCCCGUGUUCCUGACGAUUACGUUUGA